Molecule: messenger RNA, 399 nt
Organism: Peronospora matthiolae
Lineage: Eukaryota; Oomycota; Peronosporomycetes; Peronosporales; Peronosporaceae
Source: the annotation of a GenBank genome assembly
AUGGUGGCACGCGAAACUACACCGAGUGUGGUCGGCCGUGAGAGCACCGCACUGAAUGUAGGUAAUGACAUUGUUGGCGAUUCGCCAUAUAGUGUGGGCGGCCGUGAAGGCACCACGCUCAACGUCGGUAAUGGCGUUGUUGGCGAUUCGCCAUAUAGUGUGGGCGGCCGUGAGGGCACCACACCUAAUGUCAGUAAUGAUUUUGUUGGCGAUACGCCGUAUAGUGUGGACGGCCGUGAGGGCACCACGCUUAACGCCGGUAAUGGCGCUGUUGGCGAUACGCCGUACAGUGUGGACGGACGUGAGGGCACCACACCUAAUGUCGGUAAUGACAUUAUUGGCGAGACGCCUUUAUAUUUGGGGCUAGGCCGUACAAUACACGUGGAGUGGCACGUUUGA